CCCCGCUCACGUGGAGGUAAUUUGAGCAGACAGCAGUUAACUCGAGCUGCCUGACUGACAGACAGCAACACUCUGGAUUUACACGGAGACCGAGGAACGACACCCCACAAACUGUAUAAUAACUGAUAUUUUGUCGUGUAAAAGAGUAUAAUUACUCACUGUUUUGAAGGCUUGUCGGUUUGUGGGUCGACAUGAGGGCCCUGAACUUGCUCCUGCUGUUAAGUUGCUUGUGUGGCCUAUACGCGGUGGGAGGUGCGUCGGAGGGGGAGAAGCAGCUGAUGAAAGCCCUGUUCAACAACUACAACCUGAAGGUUCGCCCUACGGCCUCACCUGGCGCCAAGGUGGUGGUCCGGAUUGGCAUGAUCCUCUCCUCCUUCGUCAGCCUGAACAUGAAAGCAGAGGAGAUGAGCACAAUUGUUAUCAUGAACCUGGAGUGGACAGACCACCGUCUCUCCUGGAAACCUAAAGACAAUGACGGGAUCGAGGUGAUGCGACUUCCUGCUGGGAAGGUCUGGCUGCCUGACAUUGUCCUCAUCAACAAUAAUGAUGGUGUGUUUGAUGUGGCCCUCCAUGUUGCUGUCCAGGCCUAUAGUAGUGGGAGGGUGACCUGGUCUCCCCCUGCCCUCUUCUGUAGUUCCUGUGGGGUCAAGGUGACGUACUUCCCAUUUGACUGGCAGAACUGCACCAUGGUGUUCAAGUCUUACACCUACGACUCAUCAGAGGUGGACCUGCAGCACGCUCUGGAUGACCAGGGCAACGAGAUCAAAGAGAUCCAAUACGACGGGGGCUUCAGUGAGAGUGGUGAAUGGUACAUCCGCCACCAGCCCAGCAGGAAGAAUGAGAUCCGUGAGGACCUGUAUGAAGACAUCACCUUCUACCUGAUCAUCGAGAGGAAGCCUCUCUACUAUGUCUUCAACAUCAUCAUCCCCUGUAUCCUCCUCACCUGCAUAGCAAUCUUCAACUUCUACCUGCCGCCCGACGCUGGUGAGAAGAUGGGUCUGUCCAUCAACGUUCUGCUCACCCUGACUGUGUUCCUGCUGCUGCUGGCUGACAAGGUCCCCGAGACCUCCCUGGGUGUCCCCAUCAUUGUCAACUACCUCAUGUUCACCAUGAUCCUGGUCACCGUCUCAGUCAUCCUCAGUGUGGUGGUCCUCAACCUGCACCACCGGUCCCCCUCCACACACCACAUGCCCAUGUGGGUCCGCAAGAUCUUCAUCCACAUGCUGCCCCCCUACCUGGGCAUGCUGCGGCCCAAGGUGGAGAUGCCCCUCUCCCUGGACCAGCCCCCCAGGAGGGAGAAGAACAAUAUGGCUAUCAGCCGUGCUGCUGAUGAGUAUUUCAUACGCAAGCCCAACACCUGCUUCCUCUUCCCCAAACCCAACAGGUACCAGUCUGAGGGCAUGUGUACUGACCUGAGGAAGUUCAUCGACGGACCCAGCCACUACCUGACUCUGCCUCCGGAGCUCAAGACUGCCAUCGAGGCCAUCAUCUACAUCGCUGAGCAGCUACAGGCUGAGAAGGACUUUGCUGCUCUGAAGGAGGACUGGCAGUAUGUAGCCAUGGUAGUGGAUCGCAUGUUCCUGUGGAUCUUUGUGGUCUUCACUACUGUGGGAACCCUGGGCAUCUUCGCCGACGCCAGCUUCAACCACACCCCCAGCGACCCCUUUAAGUACCCCUAACGUGGGACACACACUCCACGUAUGCAUGAACACACACACACACAAGAUCCCAAACUUUACCUCACUGAAACCCCAGAAGCCAUGACAGUUGCCCCAGCCUCCAAAACAGACAUGCAUAGCAAGAUCCUCUACAUGCCUUGGACAUAGUGACUCUAUACUGUACAUGGAAGGGUUUAUUUUUCUAUAUCUGCUGUGCUGAAGUGUGACAUUGCUGUAGUUCUGGGGCAGUAGGAAUCAAGCAUCUCAGAGUAGGAGUGCUGAUCUAGGAUCAGCCCAUAGUCGAUGGAAUCUUAUUAAUUAUGUUCUGAAUGGCUAAACUGAUCCUAGAUCAGCACUUCUAUUGUGAGAUGCUUUCUGAAUACUGGUUUUACUAAAAUAUAUUUAUUGAUUGCUAUAUAUUUGUUGGGAGGAUAAAGACAGUGAAAACCAGAUACUAUAAAAUACCAAGUGUAUACAUUUAAUUUACCAGAGUGAGAAUGUGUGUUUGGCAUAUAUAAAAAAAAGUAUUUAGUCAGCCACCAAUUGUGCAAGUUCUCCAACUUAAAAAGAUGAGAGAG
Molecule: messenger RNA, 2236 nt
Organism: Oncorhynchus gorbuscha (pink salmon)
Lineage: Eukaryota; Metazoa; Chordata; Actinopteri; Salmoniformes; Salmonidae
Gene: chrnb1
Product: cholinergic receptor, nicotinic, beta 1 (muscle)
Exons: 11
Coding region: 192-1679 (495 amino acids)
Biological process (GO): regulation of membrane potential; monoatomic ion transmembrane transport; nervous system process
Cellular component (GO): synapse; neuron projection; postsynaptic membrane
Molecular function (GO): acetylcholine-gated monoatomic cation-selective channel activity; transmembrane signaling receptor activity
Source: RefSeq, a predicted model, not a curated record